GUUCAUAGUUCGUCGCUAAGAUGAAGGCAGUUACUUCAACAGCGUUGGGCUCGAUCCUAGUGUUAUUAUUGAUCAAUUUUACAUCUGCAAAGGGAAAAACAGCAGAGGUUGUCUUAACAGCAACUCCCAUACAAAUCCGACUUGAGUGUGAUUCAGGGUUUCAUAUCGUGGUUAAAAAGGGUACUUUAUACCAUAAUGGCAGGAAGCUUGACGAGAAUGCACGGUAUCCGCCGAAGAUGGCGUGUGAUUUGGAGCGCACUUGCAAAUUCGAAUUUACAGCAGACGCAUAUAGGUAUAGGAAUUCGCAGAUGGAAGAAGGAACACAACUAACUAUUGAAUACGACUGUAAGCGGGAUAACUUCCAAGGAAACCCAAGAAGGAUAACAGACAUUCAAAGGACGAGCGGCUGCCCACAGGACUCUUUUGUUCAGAAACACGUUGCAUACUUUAUCGAUAGAAGUAUUGCCCCUCAAUGGGAUACACCAACAGCACAACGGGAAAGGGAAAUGAUUGCCAUGGCCGUCUCUGCUCAGGCCAGACGUUUCAGGCUAAGCAAUCCCGAUCAGCCGAUCGAUCCAUAUCUUGGCACAGUGUACUUGAUAUUAGAUAACGGAACAGGUAAAAAAGAUUUCUGGUUAAAAGAUACAAAGUGUCAAAUUAAUCCCCAUGCGCGGGCCGAUACAUUCAAGUAUAAGUGCGAGAGGAAUGAGAUUAAAUGGACAUGCAUAUUUCAAGGCAGGAAUAGGGACUUGGCCAUCCAUGACACAUCCUCUGGCCACUUAGAAUCCUAGGCUCGAUUCUAGAAACCCAAGCUGUAACGGAAUAUUUUUCUUCCAAAACCAAUUUUUAAUGUACAUAUAUAUACUUUUUCAAAUUUGUAAUAAAAAAUAUUAUU
Messenger RNA from Drosophila santomea, 895 nucleotides. RefSeq lists its product as uncharacterized. The record is from RefSeq and is a predicted model, not a curated record. The transcript has 2 exons. The coding region runs from base 21 to 791 and encodes 256 amino acids. Lineage: Eukaryota; Metazoa; Arthropoda; Insecta; Diptera; Drosophilidae.